Molecule: messenger RNA, 1368 nt
Organism: Cricetulus griseus (Chinese hamster)
Lineage: Eukaryota; Metazoa; Chordata; Mammalia; Rodentia; Cricetidae
Source: RefSeq, a predicted model, not a curated record
GCAGGCGCGGAACCGUUGCCGGCCCAGCGGUUGACCGCCGAGCGGUUUGCUGCCUAGUGGCUUAGCCAGCUUGACAUCAUGGCGACCGCCCCACCCCGGGACAGUGUGCCGAGCGUCCGCGGCUCCGUGACGGCGCCAGCGUCACCGACAGCCCGAGGCUCCGUCGACGUGAAUCUCGUGGUGGUAGUCCAUGGUGGCGGAGCCAGCAACAUCUCAGCCGACCGGAAAGAGCGGGUGCGCGAGGUCAUGGCCAAAGCAGCCACCGAGGGCUACAACAUCCUCAAGGCCGGAGGGAGCGCCGUUGAUGCUGUGGAAGGAGCCGUGGUUAUCCUGGAAAACGACCCGGAGUUCAAUGCAGGUUGUGGGUCUGUCCUGAAUGAAAAAGGUGACAUUGAGAUGGAUGCUAGUAUCAUGGAUGGGAAGGACCUGUCUUCAGGAGCAGUGUCUGCUGUGCGCUGUAUCGAAAAUCCCGUUAAACUUGCACGGCUUGUUAUGGAAAAGACACCUCAUUGCUUUCUGACUGCCCAUGGUGCAGAGAAAUUUGCAGCAGACGUGGGGAUGCCACAGAUUCCUGUAGAAAAACUGAUAACGGAGAGAAGCAAGAAGCACCUGGAGAAAGAGAAGCUUGAUAAGGGGGGCCAAAAACCUGACUGCCCUAAGAGCUGGAGGUUACGCAGACAAUGACCUUGGAGCCGUUUCAACCACAGGACAUGGAGAAAGUAUCCUGAAAGUGAAUCUGGCCAGACUGGCCCUCUUCCAUGUAGAACAAGGAAAGACUGUAGAUGAGGCUGCUGAGUUGGCAUUGAAUUACAUGAAGUCAAAGCUCAAAGGUCUAGGUGGCCUCAUCUUGGUCAACAAAACCGGAGACUGGGUAGCAAAGUGGACCUCUACCUCCAUGCCCUGGGCGGCAGUGAAGAAUGGCAAGCUGCAGGCCGGCAUUGAUCUUUGUGAAACCAGGACCAGUGACCUGAACUUCACAGUGGCUCCGGACCCCGGGCUCUCUUGUGAGCCUGUGCUGCUCUGCAUUAAAGAGAAUGAGAGGCAUGGAGUCAGAAUGGAGCUUGAGGCUGCCCUCCUCACUACCAUGGGACCCUGGGAAUGUUAGCACUCAAGAAUUUUUCAUCUAUGAAAAUCCUCUAGGACUCUGAAGAUUAAGUGAAAGUGAAGAAAAACUUAGUACAUCAAAGGAUCCUCUGGACAAAUUCAGAAACUAGUCAGUCCCCAAUAUGAGGACAGUUACGCAUUUAUAAGCCUUGAAGGCCUGGAUAUGCAGUACCUGCUGCUUUAGCAGGAAGCAUUUUGUUAAGAGCUGUAUUUGUUUGCUAGUGUUGCUACAACAAAACGCCUUAGGCUGGGUGGUCUAAUUAU